UUCUUGUAUAUCCUUUUUUUAUGCGUUAGAUAUUAAAUUAUUUGAAAUGUGUUCUUUGAGCAGAGUUUGACUUCUGACUAGAAACAUGGUCCUUUCUGCUCUGGAGAACAAAUCUCAAUAACUAAAAGUCUUACCUGUUAAAGAUGAAAGGAAUUAAAAGUCAAGGCUGCAUGCUGUGCUGUGAUUGGCUGCUGUGCUGUGCUGUGAUUGGCUGCUGUGCUGUGCUGUGAUUGGCUGCUGUGCUGUGUUGUGAUUGGCUGCUGUGCUGUGCUGUGAUUGGCUGCUGUGCUGUGUUGUGAUUGGCUGCUGUGCUGUGCUGUGAUUGGCUGCUGUGCUGUGUUGUGAUUGGCUGCUGUGCUGUGUUGUGAUUGGCUGCUGUGCUGUGUUGUGAUUGGCUGCUGUGCUGUGUUGUGAUUGGCUGCUGUGCUGUGAUUGGCUGCUGUGCUGUGCUGUGAUUGGCUGCUGUGCUGUGCUGUGUUGUGAUUGGCUGCUGUGCUGUGAUUGGCUGCUGUGCUGUGCUGUGUUGUGAUUGGCUGCUGUGCUGUGAUUGGGUGCUGUGCUGUGAUUGGCUGCUGUGCUGUGUUGUGAUUGGCUGCUGUGCUGUGAUUGGCUGCUGUGCUGUGCUGUGUUGUGAUUGGCUGCUGUGCUGUGAUUGGCUGCUGUGCUGUGCUGUGUUGUGAUUGGCUGCUCUGUGUGUGUGUUUUGGUGUUGUGUGAUGAAGAGUGAAACAGUUGCGAGGUGUACAGAUGUAGGAAGCUGUUUCCUCUCUGAGGUGAAGUGAAAGCUGAGUGGUUAUGAAGCAGCUCUGUGGUUCAGCUGUCCUGCUCCUGCUCCUGCUCCUGCUGUGUGGAACAUUAGUGUGCAGUGCAGCACUGGAGGAGUCUGAACACAACACUUCUAACUGGACGAAGACUUUAAAAACCAUCAGAGAUGGAGUCCAAAAGAUACACACUUACUACAGAUUAUACAAAUACCCCAAAUACAUCAAACCUGCUCUGGAUUUAAACUCAGGACCUGAGGGACAGUGUGGCUUUAAAUGCACUGAUGGCAGAUCCAAACCCAUUCCCAGACCUCAUUACAAACACUCGCCACCUAACGGAUGCAGCGCUCCAGUGUUUGGAUUUCAUUUUGAUAUCGGGAUUCCCUCUAUGACGAGAUGCUGUAAUCAGCACGACCGCUGCUAUGAUACGUGUGGACGAGAGAAACACGACUGUGAUGAUCAGUUCCAAGUUUGCUUGGAGACCAUCUGUAGGAAUGUACAGACCACACUGGGACUGGACCAGAGCGUACAAGAGUGCAACUCGGCGGUGACUCUGCUCUUCGAUGCCAUCGUGCACCUGGGCUGUAAACCCUACCUGGACAGCCAGAGAGCUGUGUGUAUCUGCCGCUACGAGGAGAAAACUGACCUGUGAUCAGCUGCGUUCAGGCUCCGAGAAAUCCUGACGCCUUUUUAGGAGUGUGUUAAGAGUCAAACCCCGUCACUGAAGUCUGCAGCACUGCGCAGUUUAGUGUUUCUCUGAUUUUAAAGGUGCAAUUUGUCAUGUUUAAAAAUGUUUCUAGAUCUGUAAUAAUCAUGUAAAGUCAAGUCAAGUGGCUUAUUGUCAUUUCAACCACAUACAGCUGGUACAGUACACAGUGAAACGAAACAACGUUCCUCCAGGACCAGGGUGCUACAUAAACAAUACAGACCUCCAUGAGACUACACACAACUCACUAAAGACUACACACAACUCACUAAAGACUACACACAACUAACUAAAGACUACACACAACUCACUAAAGACUACACACAACUAACUAAAGACUACACACAACUCACUAAAGACUACAGCACAACUAACUAAAGACUACACACAACUCACUAAAGACUACACACAACUAACUAAAGACUACACACAACUAACUAAAGACUACACACAACUAACUAAAGACUACACACAACUCACUAAAGACUACACACAACUCACUAAAGACUACACACAACUAACUAAAGACUACACACAACUCACUAAAGACUACACACAACUAACUAAAGACUACACACUACUCACUAAAGACUACACACCACUAACUAAAGACUACACACUACUCACUAAAGACUACACACAACUCACUAAAGACUACACACAACUAACUAAAGACUACACACCACUAACUAAAGACUACACACAACUCACUAAAGACUACACACAACUAACUAAAGACUACACACAACUAACUAAAGACUACAGCACAACUAACUAAAGACUACACACAACUAACUAAAGACUACACACAACUCACUAAAGACUACACACAACUAACUAAAGACUACACACAACUAACUAAAGACUACACACCACUAACUAAAGACUACACACAACUCACUAAAGACUACACACAACUAACUAAAGACUACACACAACUAACUAAAGACUACACACCACUAACUAAAGACUACACACAACUCACUAAAGACUACACACAACUAACUAAAGACUACACACAACUCACUAAAGACUACACACAACUAACUAAAGACUACACACUACUCACUAAAGACUACACACCACUAACUAAAGACUACACACAACUAACUAAAGACUACACACAACUAACUAAAGACUACACACAACUCACUAAAGACUACACACAACUAACUAAAGACUACACACAACUCACUAAAGACUACACACAACUAACUAAAGACUACACACAACUCACUAAAGACUACACACAACUAACUAAAGACUACACACUACUCACUAAAGACUACACACCACUAACUAAAGACUACACACUACUCACUAAAGACUACACACAACUCACUAAAGACUACACACAACUAACUAAAGACUACACACCACUAACUAAAGACUACACACAACUCACUAAAGACUACACACAACUAACUAAAGACUACACACAACUAACUAAAGACUACAGCACAACUAACUAAAGACUACACACAACUAACUAAAGACUACACACAACUCACUAAAGACUACACACAACUAACUAAAGACUACACACAACUAACUAAAGACUACACACAACUCACUAAAGACUACAGCACAACUAACUAAAGACUACACACCACUAACUAAAGACUACACACAACUCACUAAAGACUACACACAACUAACUAAAGACUACACACUACUCACUAAAGACUACACACCACUAACUAAAGACUACACACAACUAACUAAAGACUACACACAACUCACUAAAGACUACACACAACUAACUAAAGACUACACACAACUACACAGGACUACACACAACUAACUAAAGACUACACACAACUCACUAAAGACUACACACAACUAACUAAAGACUACACACAACUACACAGGACUACACACAACUACACAGGACUACAUAAAGUGCACGUGUGCAAACGUGUGCAACAGCGCAAGACAGUACAACAAUUACUAACCAGGACAACCAGGACACAGUUCUACUGUGGAAUAAAGUGCAAUAAAUAAAAUGAAUAAAAA
This is a messenger RNA of Pangasianodon hypophthalmus (striped catfish), 3482 nucleotides long. RefSeq names its product phospholipase A2, group XIIA. Gene Ontology annotation, biological process: phospholipid metabolic process; lipid catabolic process; arachidonate secretion. The coding region runs from base 795 to 1412 and encodes 205 amino acids. The record is from RefSeq and is a predicted model, not a curated record. The transcript has 4 exons. Gene Ontology annotation, cellular component: extracellular region. NCBI's taxonomy places the organism in Eukaryota, Metazoa, Chordata, Actinopteri, Siluriformes, Pangasiidae. Gene Ontology annotation, molecular function: A2-type glycerophospholipase activity; calcium ion binding.